Molecule: messenger RNA, 933 nt
Organism: Misgurnus anguillicaudatus (oriental weatherfish)
Lineage: Eukaryota; Metazoa; Chordata; Actinopteri; Cypriniformes; Cobitidae
Source: RefSeq, a predicted model, not a curated record
CGCCCUUCACAGAAGAGAUGAAGAUUGUCGUGUUUGCUCUUUUCCUCUCAGCUCAUUAUGAGCUGACAACAGCUCUGAAAAGAAAACACUUUUAUAUUACUAAUGCCAUGACGUGGAUAGAUGCCCAAAGCUAUUGCAGAGACGACUAUGUAGACCUGUCCAGUGCUGACAACCUGGAGGAUAUUACAGCGUUAACCACUGCAAGUGGGACUACUGGUUUAUUCAUAUCAAACUGGAUUGGUUUGAAAGAGAUCUCUGCAAAUAACUGGGAGUGGAGUGAUGGAAGCCAGGGAAGUUUUAUCAAUUGGGCAGGUGGAGAACCAAAUGAAAAUUCCAACAACAGCUGUGUUCUAAUUUGCGGUGGCUUAUUGUUUGAUUAUUCCUGUAGUUGUCAAACAUUUUUCUUCUGCUACAAGUGGGACACUGAACUGAUUGUGGUUAAAGAGAAUAAGAGCUGGGAGGACGCGUUACAAUACUGCAGGACUCAUCACACUGAUCUGGCCAGUCUGCCAACAGAUUUACAUCUCAUCCAAGCCAAACAAACCACUGCUGAUACAUCAGGUGUGUGGACAGGUCUACGUUUCCUGGCAGGUUCAUGGUUCUGGUUAAGUGAUGAGGAUCAGGGAUACGUUAGUGUCCAGCUGCCAGCCUGUCCUGCCAAUUACACUUACUGUGGAUCUCUAAACCUAAAAACGAAGCGCUGGGAGAACAGAAACUGUAUGGAGGAACUUAACUUUGUCUGCUAUUAAAGUAGAUGGUUUUAAGAUCAUCACAUGGGAAAACAUGACAAAUGAAGAAAUAAUAUGUUAUGUCUAGCUAGCUAUUUAUUUUAAAUAAUAUGGUAAAUUAGUAAAACAGUGUCUGCAAUUUAUGUGGAUAUAGUGCUUGUGUAAUAUUUGAACUGAAUAUGAAUUUUCUGUAUAUUGAUGAUAA